AAACCGACCCGAGCCGAGAAGUGGUACCGGCAGGUACGCUCUAACCUCGAGAAUCGGCCAUCACAACUGGCGCCCGAUCCGUGCGGCGGCUAGAAUUCAAUCAAACCUCUCACAUGCAUCACCACACAGAUUUCCAAGCUUAACGGGAAGAGAUAGCUCCGCCGUUUCAAACAUUUUCUGGAAUGACGCUUUAGAAAAACUACGGAGGAAAGAUCACCUAAACCGAUCGCGAUAAGCAUCCCUCGGAGAAUUCAAUCUAAGAUUCAUUAUCCGUGCAACGAUCCGAAUAUCCACUCCUAGCUUAGGACUCGCCGAAGUCCCACGACGCAACACUAAAAUCCACCCGAUUCCUUUCGAACGUAGGAGGGCAUUGUGACGCCCACGGUAGACACUACCCUGCAAUAUACACAUCCCGAUAAAACAACACUUCGGCCUCGUGCUUAGAAGCAUAGCUCCCACAAACUUCCAAUCCUAGAUCAAAUCUUGGAUCGCAGAUCCAAAACCUCUCGUUAAAAGAUCAGUAUCACUGGAGUUUUCUGCGACAACAUAUAGAUACCGGAGUUUAUUGAACUCGGUGUUGCUGGUCUAGUAACUAUCGAAUUUUAAGUUAUCAGCCCUGGAUAUCCCUUAUCGCCGAACAUCAUUCCUGUCGUGUUUGGCGCGACACACCGAAACGGAUAAUAUAUAAAUAUCAGAAAUGGGUUUCCCUCGCGCUGGUGUCCCCAAACCGGGACCGGCGAAGUUGACUGCCGGUGCUGGUUUAGACGAGUGGCUCGAGCAAGCGAAACAAUGUCGUUAUCUACCCGAGCCGGUAAUGAAGGAACUCUGCGAGAUGGUUAAGGAAGUCUUGAUGGAGGAAUCCAACAUUCAACCCGUUAUAACGCCAGUCACUAUUUGUGGUGAUAUCCACGGCCAAUUUUACGAUUUACUCGAGCUUUUCCGUGUUAGCGGUGGCAUGCCAGGCCAGCCCGCCACAGAACCCCCCGCCACCUCCACAUCCGUUAUCACGUCAGCCGAUAUCGAACCUCCCACCGAGAUUACUAAUCCGAAGCUGAAGAAGAAGAUAAAGAAGUCGAAGAACACAUCUGGAGACGUUCCAGGACUUCCUAGUGAUGAGUCGACCAAUGUGGAGGAAGAGGACGAGGAGGGUAACGAUUCCGUGAACAAUUCCCAGAGGAACUCCUCGGACUCCGUACAGCCAGUUAGCAAUGCCGAUACACGCUUUGUAUUUUUAGGGGAUUUUGUCGACCGAGGAUAUUUCAGUCUUGAAACAUUUACACUUUUAAUGUGCUUGAAGGCUAAAUAUCCUGACCGAAUUGUGCUCGUCCGUGGAAACCACGAGUCUAGGCAGAUCACCCAAGUAUACGGGUUUUAUGAGGAGUGCCAGCAAAAGUACGGAAACGCUUCUGUGUGGAAAUCCUGUUGUCAAGUCUUCGAUUUCUUAGUCCUGGCAGCUAUUGUAGAUGGGGAAAUACUCUGCGUCCACGGAGGAUUGAGUCCUGAGAUUCGUACCAUUGAUCAGAUCCGAGUGGUUGCGCGAGCACAGGAGAUUCCCCAUGAGGGAGCAUUCUGCGAUCUUGUCUGGAGUGAUCCUGAAGAAGUCGAGACUUGGGCUAUUAGCCCUCGAGGUGCAGGGUGGCUAUUUGGUGAUAAGGUGGCGACAGAAUUCAACCACGUUAACGGGUUGAAGCUGAUUGCUCGAGCUCAUCAACUCGUUAACGAAGGUUAUAAGUAUCACUUCCCGCAAAACUCAGUGGUUACGGUCUGGUCAGCCCCGAACUACUGUUAUAGGUGUGGAAAUGUUGCUUCGAUUAUGUCCGUGGAUAAGAACUUGGACCCGAAGUUUAGUAUUUUCUCGGCAGUCCCAGAUGAUAUGAGGCACGUUCCCGCAGGACGACGUGGUCCUUCCGAUUAUUUCUUAUAAUGAAUGCAUUGUAUCCUGGAUUGCAACCUCGAUUACGAAAUUUUGACAUACUUUUGAUACCAUUACCUAGGCGUUAAGGGACGGGCCGUUGUUAAUGAAUGUCUAUUUACAAAGCAUGAAGAUAUGAUAGGCACAACACACGAAAGGGUAUAGACAACACUGGUCAGGGGGCAUAUGUUUGUCACGCAGGAGGGGAUUUUGGCCAUGAACACCUUUGUAGCACCCUACAACACGGGAGCAGUCAUGUUAUAUGUAUAGUAGGGACUCGGAGGUCUCGUCCGUUACAUCGUAGAGUGUAGGGAGCUAGGAAUGUUGGGCUCCCAUGAACAUUGUACUAAUUGUGCUUGAUGAAACUUGACUGCUUUUGUUACGUAUUGUGCCAUAUACUUGGAUUCUGUACAUCUCCCAAAUUGUCUGGCAUUGAUAGAGUGUAUAAGACUUGAGUAUUAAAAAAAACCUUGAAAGUCA
Messenger RNA from Hypoxylon trugodes, 2392 nucleotides. Its product is annotated as Metallo-dependent phosphatase. The record is from RefSeq and is a predicted model, not a curated record. Gene Ontology annotation, molecular function: protein serine/threonine phosphatase activity. The transcript is spliced from 4 exons. Gene Ontology annotation, cellular component: cytoplasm. Lineage: Eukaryota; Fungi; Ascomycota; Sordariomycetes; Xylariales; Hypoxylaceae. Gene Ontology annotation, biological process: G1/S transition of mitotic cell cycle; peptidyl-serine dephosphorylation. The coding region runs from base 698 to 1924 and encodes 408 amino acids.